Molecule: messenger RNA, 2043 nt
Organism: Colletotrichum lupini
Lineage: Eukaryota; Fungi; Ascomycota; Sordariomycetes; Glomerellales; Glomerellaceae
Exons: 5
Coding region: 1-2043 (680 amino acids)
Biological process (GO): positive regulation of transcription by RNA polymerase II
Cellular component (GO): nucleus
Molecular function (GO): zinc ion binding; DNA-binding transcription factor activity, RNA polymerase II-specific; transcription cis-regulatory region binding
Source: RefSeq, a predicted model, not a curated record
AUGGCCGGCAACGGGACCCGGAGCCGAACCGGAUGUCUGGACUGUCGGCGGCGAAAGCGGAGGUGCGAUGAAGGGAAGCCAAAGUGCGCCAGCUGUCGCAGGCACGGCGUCGUGUGUGUGUACGUCAAGUCGAGCCAGUCUUCGCCGUCCAAGUUUCUCCUCUCCGUGGCAUCUGGCCACUUCAUCGCGCCGUUGGAGUCGCCGGCGAGCGAUUCCUUUGUGAACCUUCGAAGCGACGAGCUGGCUCUCGUCUGUCAGCAGUACGCAGACGGCCCCGGAGGGGUGUUGCCGUCGUCUCAAGAGCAGCUCAUGCCGGCUCUGAGCUGGCUGCCAAAGUCAAGCACGCUCCCCGGCGGACGAGAAAGCAUGAUGGUUCAGUACUACUUUGAGGUCAUCAGCAACAGCCGGGUGUAUGUCCCCAGCGAGAGGAACCUCUUCCGGACGUGCGUCAUGCCCGUACUCCUGAGCAGCAGCGGCCCUCUCUUUUCUACCGUCCUAGCACUGAGCGCGGCGGAAAUGGUUCGGAGGACCCCGCAAGACGGGGUAGACCAUGCCGGGGCGGCCAUCCGAUACAAAAUCAACGCCUUGACGCAGCUGCAGUCGAAGCUCAACACCGCCCUCGAGGCGGAGGAGAACCUCCUGACGUGUGUGCUCCAGGCCUCCUUGGAGAUAGCCGAGGGGUCUCGCCCGUCGUGGUUGAGGCAUCUGCGGGGCGCUCUGGCCAUCAUGGAUAACCACGGCGACUGGAUCACGCCUGAGUGCGCCGCUCUCGCGCUCCAGUAUUUUCGAUUUCGAUACGUCUUGAUGAAGACGACCGGAUGUAAAGCGCCGCAUCAUGAUGGACAGACCGACGACUGUGAUGAAGCCAUCCAACGCCUCGAACGGCUCUUGCCAGGCCAAGGGACGUUCCAGACCAUUGACCCCCAAAUCGGCUGUUCGAUGGAGCUAGUUCAGUUGAUUAGCAUGAUCUCGGCAGGGGCUCAAAAGGACGGCGGGUACACGGAAGAGGGAUCACGCCUCGAGAGACGCAUUCGAGAGUUGGACUGUUCCGCCGAGAGCAUGCACGACGACUACCUCGUCAAAAGCGCCGAGUGCUUUCGGUUCGCUGCUCUGAUUUACCUCCAGCUGAUUGUGUACGGCGCUACCGUACGGACUCGGGCGAUUCCGCACUUGUUGCAGACGCUGUUGGGUCGUCUUGGCGAGGUGAUUGUCGAGGACCAGCCGAGGCGAUCGUUUCCAAUGUGGCCGCUGUUCAUCGCGGGGUGUGUCAGUUCCAGUGACGCACACCGCAAGGCUGUUCUUGAUCUAUUCAACCUCCUGGACAGCAAGUGGCCUAUCGGCAAUAUCUCGACGGUGAAGAGGGUUGUCUGGACAAUCUGGCAGACAAGGGACUUUGACGGUGGCGGUGCGACGUCCACGGAUCAAGACUGGCAGGAGAUUAUUGACAGAGCUACUAUCGCGGCUAGGAGUCAGGUUGCGAGCGUCAAGGCAUCCAGUCAUAAUCCCGGGUAUGAUACUCUCCAUGGCCACAGUGGUCUCAAGGGGGAGUUUGUGCCAGCCAUCUGGAACCUUUCCGUAACAUCGCCAGUGCUGACUCUCCAGUCCUUUGAGGAGGUUAAGAUGACUGACGCAGAUACUACGGCAACGAUGGCCGAGACGGAUCUCGCAGGUCGACGAGCAGACGACACCGCGCGGUAUGCAAACAGCCAAAUCAUUCUCAGUGACAUUGAGGACUUGCAAGAGAUAGUCAGUCGCUUCGAUUCAGAUGAAGAAGUCGUGGUCGACGCCGACAAGAAAAUCUACAUCCAGGCGAACAACGGCAAGAAAGCAUUGAAUUAUUUCCACAAGAAUUGGCAGGCCCAGGGUUCGCAAAAGAAAGAAAAAAAAAACAAUAAGCGUUUCAAGAUCACCGUCGUCGAGGAGCUGGACGUCGAGGCAGUCGGUAUCAACACCCUCGAGAAUACCAAGAAGCCUGGCAUCAUCGCCAAGGGAUCCGUUGUCUCCGAGAAGCCCGGCGCCAGCACCAAGCGCGAGGAGGAUUGA